CAGAAAUGCUGAUCCGCUACUGUUCUCUGUUAUCUCUGAUAGUAUUGCGAAUUUCGAAAACAUACAUUUCUUAUUAAUUGCAAUGAACAUUUCUGCAUAGAAUUUUUCAUAUGUAUUCGCUGAUUGGCGGCAUAAUGUUACAUCAUAUGAAAUCGCGUUUCUUUCUCAAGCUAAUUCUUUUGAAAAAAUCUUGAGAAAUAUAAGUGGGGUUAUAUAGUUUGUUAUCGUGUCACGCGACUAUUUGUUCGACGAAUGACCGAAAAACAUAAAUAAAUGUCAGUAAACUAUGAUAUUCGUCAAUGUCGUCCGUUUCGUUAGGCAAAACAAGGGAUUCUUUCGGCUUCCAAAAAGAAUCAGUUUAAUAACCUACGAUUAUCCGAAAGCUUUGAUAUCGAACGCCGUCGAAAUGAGCAAACCCAAAGUCUUGAUUACACGGCCAGAUAUUCCCGUGGCGGGCUUAAAUUUGCUGCGUAAACGAUAUCACCUUAUAAUAUGGCACAAACCAGAGCCAAUACCACGUCACGAAUUAUUGACCAAAAUCCGUGGAGUGGACGCCGUAUUUUGCGUGCUAACAGACAAGAUAGAUAAUGAGGUUCUAAAUUAUGCAGGUCCACAGUUGAAAGUCGUGGCGUCGAUGUCCGUGGGCCUGGACCACCUAGACAUAGACAGCUUGCAAAGAAGAAGCAUCAAAAUUGGUUAUACUCCCAACGUCCUGACUGAGAGCACCGCGGAAUUAAUAGUAGGUCUUUUACUAACCACAUCGAGGAAUUUGAUACAUGCAAACUCAGCAGUUUUCAGAGGUGAAUGGUCAUCCUGGUCGCCUGGAUGGAUGUGCGGCACAGGACUGGCAGGAAAAACUGUAGGAAUUGUCGGUAUGGGUAGGAUUGGCUUUAGAGUUGCAGAGAUACUUAAAAGCUUCAACGUUGCCAAGAUAUUGUACUAUAGCAGAACUGUUAAGCCAGAAGCAGAAUCCAAAUUUGGUGGUGAAAGAGUGGACUUUCACACAUUACUUCAGAACAGCGAUUUUGUUAUAGUGACUGUAGCAUUGACGCCCGAUACGAGACACAUGUUUAAUGCUCAUGCCUUCAGCCAAAUGAAGAAAACAGCUAUAUUUGUGAAUGGUAGCCGUGGGGACGUGGUGGAUCAAGAGGCGUUAAUCGAAGCCUUGGACUAUAAUAAAAUCGCAGCAGCUGGUUUAGAUGUCACAUCACCAGAGCCGUUACCAAUGAAUAGUGAACUUUUACAGCUAGAUAAUUGUGUGGUUCUACCUCACAUCGGAAGCGCUACCACAGAAACUAGAGAAGAAAUGGCUUGCAUUACAGCAAAAAAUAUUAUAGCUGUCUUGGAGGGAAACCCCGAAGAGAUGCCAGCAGAAUAUGUGCGUGUGGAUUCUUAACAUGGCUAUAUGAUACAUAAUCGUAAAGAAUUACCAAUAAUCAUAUUGUGAUAUACAGUUCUUUGUUGAGAAGAUAAACUUAUGUAAUUUAUUUUUUCAGUUUAUAUAUAUAUGUGUAUAAUAGAAUUUAUGUAAUUUAUAUAAA
Molecule: messenger RNA, 1541 nt
Organism: Monomorium pharaonis (pharaoh ant)
Lineage: Eukaryota; Metazoa; Arthropoda; Insecta; Hymenoptera; Formicidae
Product: glyoxylate reductase/hydroxypyruvate reductase
Exons: 4
Coding region: 287-1396 (369 amino acids)
Cellular component (GO): cytosol
Molecular function (GO): glyoxylate reductase (NADPH) activity; NAD binding; hydroxypyruvate reductase (NADH) activity
Source: RefSeq, a predicted model, not a curated record